Zeugodacus cucurbitae (melon fly) is the source of this 897-nucleotide messenger RNA. RefSeq names its product trafficking protein particle complex subunit 2-like protein. Gene Ontology annotation, biological process: endoplasmic reticulum to Golgi vesicle-mediated transport. Bases 113 to 532 code for a protein of 139 amino acids. Gene Ontology annotation, cellular component: cytoplasm; nucleus; TRAPP complex. The record is from RefSeq and is a predicted model, not a curated record. The transcript has 5 exons. NCBI's taxonomy places the organism in Eukaryota, Metazoa, Arthropoda, Insecta, Diptera, Tephritidae.
UUAUAAUUAAACAUUAUCAGUUUUGCUUAAAUCAAAGUAAGUAUGUUUCUAUCUGGCAGCACUGCAUUUAUAAUGUCAUCAAGUGCUGUGGAGUGAUUGUGUUAAAUACACAAUGGCUGUGUGCAUUUCAAUAAUUGGGAAAGAUAACGCCCCUUUAUACCUAACUACAGCGGACUUGGAUAAGGAACUGGAGCUUCAGUAUCGCGUCCAUGCUGCACUCGACGUCGUUGAAGAAAAAUGUCAGCCUAUUAGCAAAGCUACACCAGAAUCCAAAGAGCUUUAUUUGGGUAUGCUCUACUCAACUGAGACACAUAAAAUUUAUGGCUUUGUGACUAACACAAAAAUUAAGUUUGUCAUAGUUGUGGACUCAGGAAAUAUAGCGCUGCGUGAGAAUGAAGUGAGAGCUAUGUUUCGAAAUUUGCAUAUGCUUUACACGGAUGCUGUUUGCAAUCCAUUUUAUGCGCCGGGCGAACCACUAGCUUCUAAAAAAUUCGAUCGUGCUGUGCAAAAAAUUAUGGGUGGCAAUGCUUAAGUACGAUUUAAACUACAUGCAUGUAUGUAUUUUCUUCAUUAAAUCGUUAUUUAUUAAAUAUCGUCAUUGUGUAAAGUAAAACAAUCAACAAAAAUAAUGCAACACUUUACUUAAAAUAUAUAACGUUCAUAAGAACUAGGCCAUUCCAUAACAUAGGAGUACGGUGGGAAUGUGGCAAGGAACUUUUUGGUUUCUUCAUCGCGUUCGUGCUCAAAACUAACAUAAUGUGCGGAAAUGCCCAACUGCAUUACUGAUUCGUCAAACUCGCUAUUCUCCUUCUGCAAUAAUAAAGAAAACAAUGUUUGUAAUAUUUAUACAUAUAAUAUAUGUAAAUUUAAUAAAAUGUUCACUUACUUUCAAGUCAA